This is a messenger RNA of Lactuca virosa, 1383 nucleotides long. Lineage: Eukaryota; Viridiplantae; Streptophyta; Magnoliopsida; Asterales; Asteraceae. The record is from the annotation of a GenBank genome assembly.
AUGAUAGAAUUGUUGUGUGCUGAGAUUUCAGCUUUUUAUAUAAACCAUUCCAUAUUAUUGGGCAUCAAAAUCUCUUGGACCAAUAAAAAUUUACCACCAUCUCCACCAAGGCUUCCGAUCAUCGGAAACCUCCACCAACUAGGGUUGAACCCCCACCGCUCACUUGAGGCCCUGUCCAAAAAACAUGGUCCACUCAUGUUGAUACACCUUGGCAACGUGCCCAUGCUUGUUGCCUCCUCACCUGAAGCAGCCAAAGAGAUCUUGAAAACCCAUGAUUUGAAAUUUGCAAGCCGACCCAAGUUAAGAAUUCCCGACAUACUUUUGUAUGGCUCCAACGACAUAACGUUUUCUCCUUAUGGAGAGUAUUGGAGGCAACUGAAGAGCAUCGCUGUAGUUCAUCUUCUAAAUAAUACACGAGUCCAGUCAUUUGAACAAGUGAGGGAAAAAGAGGUGGCUCUUAUGAUUGACAAGAUAAAAAACAGUUGUGGUUCUUUAGUUGAUCUUAAUGAGCUGUUUUUUUGGCUUACGAAUAACAUUGUCUGUAUGGCGAGUCUAGGGAGGAAAUAUGGUGGGUCAACGUUUGCAGACAUAAUGGACAGGUUUAUGCAUCUGCUCAGUGGUUUCAAUGUUGGUGAUUAUAUUCCAUGGUUGGCUUGGAUAGACCGAUUGAGUGGUUUAGAGGAGAAAGCACAUAAAGUUGCUAAAGAAUUUGAUGACUUUCUUGAAUGUGUUGUUGAAGAACAUGUACACAAGAGAACAGAAAUGGAUGCUCAAUGUCGUGAAGAUCAAGAUCUAGUUGACACCUUAUUGGAUGUACAAAGAGAUAACGCAACCGGCUUUACCUUUCAUAGAGAUGUCAUCAAAGCCCUCAUUUUGAGGGAAGGGAUUGUUAGGAUCAAUGACUUUAAUAAACAAGCACACGACAAUGAAGAUGCUAAAGGAACAAUAACAACUAAUAAGACACCCAAGGGUAAUGGAAAAAUUCCACUACUUGUUCCUCGAGAAUCAACACAAGAUGUGGAACUAAUGGGGUACGACAUUCCAGCUGGCACACAAGCGAUUGUGAAUGCUUGGGCGAUAGGAAGAGAUCCUACCUUAUGGGAAGAACCACAGGAAUUUAGGCCUGAAAGGUUCUUGAACACUUCCACAGAUUACAAAGGGCUUCACUUUGAGCUGCUUCCAUUUGGUGGUGGACGAAGAGGGUGCCCUGGAAUUCAAUUCGCCAUAGUCAUCAUUGAAUUAGCAUUAGCAAAUGUGAUAUACAAGUUCGAUUUGGCAUUACCAGAUGGAGUAAAAGGAAAGGAUUUGGACAUGAGUGAGAAGUAUGGCCUUGUUGUCCAUAAGAAAUCUCCUUUAAUUGUUGUGGCAACUUCUCGUUUCUAG